Molecule: messenger RNA, 2532 nt
Organism: Drosophila novamexicana
Lineage: Eukaryota; Metazoa; Arthropoda; Insecta; Diptera; Drosophilidae
Product: IWS1-like protein
Exons: 6
Coding region: 181-2436 (751 amino acids)
Biological process (GO): poly(A)+ mRNA export from nucleus
Cellular component (GO): nucleus
Source: RefSeq, a predicted model, not a curated record
CGGCGAGUCAAUCGUAUUGUACAACAUACAUACAUACGAGUGCGCGUGUGUAUGCUCGUAAUUUUUUUGAGAAUUUAAAAGCGUUCUUAGUAAUAUUUUUGGACCUCAGCAUCUGCGUUAAACAUUAACUAGCCAAAUUGUUAAAUAUCACAUGAGCCGAGCUUUUUAACUGCUCAAAAUAUGGAUAUGGAGGCUGAAAAAGGCGAAGCGUUCAGCAAGGAACCAGAUGGUGACGCGGUUCCGACAUCGGAUACAAACUCGAAAACUAUUCAAGACAAUGAAGUUGAUUCAACGUGCAUUGUGGAGGAAUCGGCCAUUAUGCCACCUAGCGAGCCAGUAGAAGAAAAACCUAGAUCUCCGCGCACAAGCAGUCGUUCACCUAGCGCAACACGAAAAUCGCGUAGCCGUAGCGGCAGUGUAAUUGACAGCUCGCGACGCUCUCGUAGUCGUUCUGAAUCCAGACGGUCGCGUAGUGGAUCUGGUCAACGUUCACGAAGUGGCUCCCGACGCUCCCGUAGUGGGUCUGGAUCCAGGCGUUCGCGUAGUGGAUCUGCACGUUCGCGAAGUGGCACACGCUCUCGUAGUGGAUCUAGACGUUCACGCAGUGGAUCAAAACGAUCUCGCAGCGGAUCAGGUGGACGCUCGCGCUCUCGCAGUGGAUCCAGACGCUCACGCAGUGGCUCAAGACGUUCUCGUAGCGGAUCCAAACGUUCUCGUAGCGGAUCCAGACGCUCCCGUAGUGGAUCUGGAUCUAAGCGCUCACGAAGUGGAUCUGUGCGCUCACGUAGUGGAUCUAGGCGUUCACGUAGUGGAUCGAGGCACUCACGUAGCGGAUCGAGGCACUCUCGAAGUGGCUCUAGGCGCUCGCGCAGCGGAUCGGGCGGACGUUCCCGAAGUGGAUCUAGACGCUCGCGUAGUGGAUCUGGAUCUAGACGCUCACGCAGCGGCUCCAGGCGUUCACGAAGCGGAUCCAGGCGAUCACGCAGUGGAUCUGGGUCCAGACGAUCACGCAGUGGAUCUGGAUCCAGACGAUCACGGAGUCGCUCAGGAGGUCGUUCCCGGAGUGGAUCAAGACGCUCGCGCAGUGGUUCAAGACGCUCCCGUAGCGGCUCGAGGCGUUCUCGUAGCGGUUCUGGCUCUAGACGCUCACGAAGUGGAUCGCGUUCUCGAAGUGGUUCCAGACGAUCACGUAGUGGCUCAAGAGCCUCCCGUGCCGGCUCAGUGCGCUCUCGCAGCCGCUCCAACAGCGCUGGCUCCACACAUAGUCCUAGUAAAUCGAAAAAGAAGUCCCGAUCGCGCUCAAAUAGUAUUGCCGAGUCUGUUACCUCACAAGAUGCACUGAAUCGCAAACGUGCUGCAACGAGUGACUCAGAAGAUGACACACCAAAGCUACAGAAAAAACGUGUUAAAAUCACAGACACAGAUAACGAGGAUGAAGACAAUACGGAUAAACAGGCCACCGAUGCGGACGAUGAGGAAAAAACAAAGGAAAAAAUUGUCAAAAGUUCAGAUGAUGAAAACACGCCCAUUUCAAAUGAACCAGAGAACAGCAACUUUAUAUCCGACUUCGAUGCAAUGCUGCUGCGUAAAAAGGAAGAGAAACGCGUGCGUCGCCGCAAGGGAGAUAUCGAUCUGAUAAAUGACAAUGACGAUCUAAUCGAUCAAUUGAUUAUAAACAUGAAGAAUGCAUCUGACGAUGAUCGACAGCUGAAUCUGGCUGGUAAGCCGGCAACAAAGAAAAUUUCAAUGCUCAAGCAAGUGAUGUCACAGCUGAUUAAAAAGGAUCUACAAUUGGCCUUUUUGGAGCACAAUAUACUCAACGUACUUACAGAUUGGUUAGCCCCAUUGCCAAAUAAAAGCCUGCCUUGUCUACAAAUACGGGAGAGCAUACUAAGGCUGUUAUCCGAUUUCCCGACCAUAGAUAAGUCCUAUUUAAAGCAGUCUGGAAUCGGAAAAGCUGUUAUGUACUUGUACAAGCAUCCACAAGAGACAAAGACAAAUCGCGAUCGUGCGGGUCGCUUGAUAUCCGAGUGGGCUCGGCCCAUAUUUAAUUUAAGCUGUGAUUUCUCAGCCAUGAGCAAAGAGGAACGUCAAGAGCGUGAUCUAGCGCAAAUGUCCCGCAAUCGCCAUAAGAGCCCAGAUCCAGAGCCCGCAUCAAGCAGCAAUCCACCAUCGUUAAAUCAAACAUUCUCAAGUGAGGAUAAAUUGCUUCGUCCUGGAGAUCCCGGUUGGGUGGCCCGCGCCCGUGUACCAAUGCCUUCCAAUAAAGAUUAUGUUAUUCGCCCAAAGUCAACCGUAGAAGGCGAAGUUUCGUCCUCAAAGCGCAAGCCCAACCGCUAUGAAAAACAUAUGAAACGCUUCUUGGAUUCGAAACGCUCGAAGGAGAGCCGUCGUGCCGUCGAAAUAUCUAUAGAGGGCCGCAAAAUGGCGCUUUAAGGAUAGGAUACCACUAGCUACACACAUUUUAUAUACAGCAUUCAAAUCAACUGAACAAACCGAAAUAUAUAUAUAUAUAUAUAUAUAUAUAUAUAG